This is a messenger RNA of Miscanthus lutarioriparius, 1293 nucleotides long. Lineage: Eukaryota; Viridiplantae; Streptophyta; Magnoliopsida; Poales; Poaceae. The record is from the annotation of a GenBank genome assembly.
AUGGCGCCUGCUGCAUGCGGCGGCGGCGGACGUGGUCGCUCUCCUCUGUCGCCUCUGCUGGGCUGCCUCGUCAUCUUCUCGCUGCUCUGCACCGUCUGCCGCGCGCAGGACCCGGGGCAGCUGCAGCCGCUGCCGGCGCUGGAGGUGGCGACCUACAACUACACGUCGUUCCAGGAGGGCAACUCGCGGGAGCAGCGGGAGCUGGCGUUCAGCAGGGAGGCCCGCAUCUACCAGGGCGCGAUCCAGGUCUCCCCGGACACCGGCAACGUCGGCAGCUACCAGGACAUCAUGGUCAACAAGUCCGGCUCCGUGCUCCUCCAGCGCCGCUUUACCAUGUGGCGCCGAGUCGACGUCGACGGCGGCGGCAAUGGCAAGGGCAGUGCCACGGCCCCGCGCGUCCAGGUCGUGUCGUUCAACAGCACCUUCUCCAUGAACGUGUUCCACCUCCCGGACUCGUCGCCGCGGCCCGGCGAGGGCUCACCUUCCCCGGCGGCGAGGAACCGCUUCGUGGCCGUCGAGUUCGACACCACGAAGCAGGACUACGACCCCAGCGACAACCACGUCGGCCUCAACGUCGGCUCCGUCGUGUCCUUCAAGACGGCGAACCUGACGGCGUUCCGCAUCGCCACGGACAGCGCCAGCCCCCGCAACUACACGGCCUGGGUCGAGUACGACGGCGCGGCGCGGCACGUGUCCGUGUACAUGGCCGUCCGGGGCGAGCCGAAGCCGGCGUCCCCGGUGCUGGACUCGCCGCUGGACCUCAGCGAGCACGUCCCGGAGCAGGCCUACAUCGGCUUCACAGCGUCCACCGGCACCGACUUCGAGCUCAACUGCAUCCUCGACUGGACCCUGUCGAUCGAGGUGAUUCCGGAGAAGAAGAGCACGACGUGGGUCAUCAUCGUCGCCGUCGUCGUGCCGGUGACCGUCGUCGCGGUCGGCGUCGCCGCCUUCUUCCUCGCCAGGAAGCUGCGCGCGAGGCGGUCCAUGGAGAGGCGGCAGGAGCGGCUGGAGCAGCAGCUCAGCAACCUCCCCGGGAUGCCCAGGGGGUUCGCGUACGACAAGCUCAAGAAGGCCACCAGGAACUUCGACGAGCGGCUCCGGCUGGGGAAAGGUGGGUACGGCAUGGUCUACAAGGGCGUGCUCCCCGCCGACGAGGCCCUGCCGGAGGGGAUGGACGUGGCGGUGAAGAGGUUCAUCCGGGACGAUGGUAAGGACGUCACCGACUUCCUCCAGGAGGUCGACAUCAUCAACCGGCUGCGCCACAAGAACAUCGUCCCUCUCAUCGGUAUGUGA